Molecule: messenger RNA, 1746 nt
Organism: Talaromyces atroroseus
Lineage: Eukaryota; Fungi; Ascomycota; Eurotiomycetes; Eurotiales; Trichocomaceae
Exons: 2
Coding region: 1-1746 (581 amino acids)
Molecular function (GO): protein binding
Source: RefSeq, a predicted model, not a curated record
AUGGCAGCUAAGCCAAGUCUGCGGUAUCGUCGCCCUCGUUUUGUACUUCGUCAUCGUCAUCACAAGACUAAACAUGUCACAUUCGACCUCCCAGCACAAACCGAUAGCAGACCUCCACAGGACCGCAAUCAGCUAAUAUCAACUCAGUCAAGUAUCGACCAGAUGGACGAGGCGACACUAAGCAUGGCCUGCACCCUCGCAUAUCUCGACAGCGAUGCAGGUAUUCCAAAGUCUCUAUUGAUACGGGCAGGCCGUCCGCUCAGGAGGUGGGCUUUGGAUGGAGAGCCAGAGGAAAUCUCACCGAGAGAGACGGGGAUAAUGCCAGAACUAGUGGACACUCUAUGUAGUGCUGAGGGAUCCGAGAUUGUCACCAAACAGUUGAGGCUCUAUGGUUUUCUGGGUCUAGAUACUCGUUAUGGCGGUGGCGGCGACGAUAGUGAUCUGCUGAGGAUGGAUGCAGGCAUUCGUGCAAUGUGCAAACAGAAAAUUCUGGAUCCAAAUUACUGGAUGUUGCAGGCACUGCUACUUGUUUGCCAUGCUUUCCCCACAGAUGCUCAUUUGGACGUCGACUUCUACGAGUUAGGACUGUUCUAUAUUGUUCAGUUCCAACAUGUGAUUACUCGGCAUUAUGACAGGCUACGAGUAAUGGAUCUUCUGUCAAUAGAGACCCAGCAGAUCGUGGCCUAUGCUCUGAUUGCCAGUUCCCAUUUCUCGUCCACGACGUGGAAAUUGGAUGCUAUUGAGAGAGCAGGAAGUAUUGCUGCUGGGUUAGCAACACCGGACGAGUGCCUGGAUAUGAUGAUCCUCACUAGAAAGACUGACUUGUUCUAUCCUGACAGCAUGACUUUGCCAGAGAUCGAUUAUCAGUUUCCAAACCCCCAUAUCAAGAGCAAGAAACUCUAUGCUCUCUGCGGAGAGCUACUUUUAGCUCGUUCUACUUUGCAACUGCAACAAAGCAAUGAGAAUAUCAACACCGCGUUUUCGCUACUGCACCGUGUCCAGCCAGUUGAUCGAAAUCAUAUUUCAACACUGGAAGAGCUUAUUUUGCAAAAGAAAGCUAUCUGCUGGGGUCGAAUCCGGCGAUUCCAGGGCCGCUUUGAGGUCGCUCGUCAGGUUCUGGAAGAUCUAUAUAAUGCGAGACAGUACCCAGAAGGAGUAGUCUCUGUGGGCGCUUCUAGCUGCGAUUUAAUCUCCGAGUUGGCUGCCACGCACUGCGAGCUGGGGAAUCCCGUAGAAGCUGAAAUGCUGAUAUCGGCCAGGCUGGAAAGCAUUUUUGAUGGCCGUCCGAUGAGGGAAAGGACAGAAGAACAGGAGGAAGCUAUCUUGAGACUGAGACUUGCCCUGGCGGAAGCAGUGCUGCACCAGGCCGAAUACUGGAGAGCAGAGGAUAUCUAUCGGGACGUGGACCGACGCCUUUGCAUAACACAGGGGGCUCGUCGACCAGAGUCGAUUCGGAGCACAUGUCGUUUGAACAUAGGACUCGCACGAGUUCAACAUGUUCGCGGACAAUGGGUCUCUGCGCUGAAGCGUUGGGAACGAGCGUUACGCGUCUAUGAGAAAUAUCCGUUUGCACAAGAUUUCGGCACUGCGGUUGUCUGUGCGUCUGUCUCUUAUGUCAGGGGUAAGCUGGGUGAUGCGCAUGGCGCUGCACUGUAUGCCGACAAGGCGCGGAAGUUGUUGGAAGUUACUGGUUGUUGGUCUCAGUAUGCUGGCUUGGGCACGUGGCUUGAAGAAGUGCUGCUCUGA